UUAACUUCAGUUUUAUUGCCUUUUUCUGUCAAACCAAACAAAAAAAAAAGAGAGAAUCUGAUCAUCUCUGAUCUCAUUUUUCCAUCUUUAACCAUACUUUUUUAUAGUUCAUAUGCUCCAUGUAACUGCAGUCUUUCAAGAAUUUUCUUGCAGAAACUCUCAGCUUGAUUGCUGGUUUGUGUUUGUGUGGUCGUCAUCUUCGAACUCUCUCCGUCUCAGUUAAAUUUCACCGAAUCUCCUCUUCAAAAAGAAAACCCUUUCUUUGUUUUGUUAUUGAUUAACAUGGAAAGCCAUGCAAGAUCUUGCAUUUCAUCGUUUCUUGUGUUAUCACCAUCAUAGUCUCCAAUAUAAUUGUAAAUGAACAGUCAUCGUCACUUAACUUUUUCUCCAAUUAUUGCUCUCUGCAAAGAAAAAUAACUGUUCAUUCUCUUUUUAUAGAAGAAUGAAGUGAAAACCCUAAUCAGUUCAUCAAAACAACAAUCCAAGAUUUCUCUCUUUCUCUUGAUAAUGGAUUUGGUAAGCUCAAGCACCAUAGCAACUACAGCUACCAACAAAAACAGCAGCGAUAUUAUCACUAAUGCAACACCAAUUCUACCGCCACCGACCACUCCGAGCCGCUACGAGAACCAAAAGCGUCGAGACUGGAACACUUUCUGCCAGUAUCUGCGAAACCAUAGGCCUCCGCUGUCUCUUUCGAUGUGUAGCGGUGUCCAUGUUCUCGAGUUCCUUCGGUACCUCGAUCAGUUCGGCAAGACCAAGAUUCAUAACAACGCUUGCCCUUUCUUUGGCCUCCCUAACCCGCCGGUUCCUUGCCCUUGUCCUCUCAGACAAGCUUGGGGUAGCCUCGACGCACUUAUCGGUCGACUCCGUGCUGCUUACGAGGAGCACGGAGGCAUGCCGGAAGUGAAUCCUUUUGGAGCUAGAGCUGUGAGGAUUUAUUUGAGGGAAGUCAGGGAUUUCCAGGCCAAAUCUAGAGGGGUUAGCUAUGAGAAGAAAAGGAAGAGGCCUAAGCAGAAGGUACCAGCUGCCCCAUCAGCACAACAAUCAUCAUCUGCUCCAGCACUUGUUGCUGAUGCCACUGCUGCAAAACAUACUAUGUAAUGGAAGAAGGACAAGAGUGCUCUUGCAAUCAGCAAGUGUCUGGAUGAUAUGUUUUUAAUGGGUUUUUGUUCCUUUAAGGUAUUUCUCUAUUUUUACUUCAUGAGUUGAUCAUCUUUCAAUGGCUUAUAUAGCUGAACAAACACAUGUUAUAUUUAUAUAAUUUGAGGGUAUAA
Molecule: messenger RNA, 1274 nt
Organism: Hibiscus syriacus
Lineage: Eukaryota; Viridiplantae; Streptophyta; Magnoliopsida; Malvales; Malvaceae
Product: protein LIGHT-DEPENDENT SHORT HYPOCOTYLS 1-like
Exons: 2
Coding region: 508-1101 (197 amino acids)
Biological process (GO): response to light stimulus; mRNA transcription
Cellular component (GO): nucleus
Source: RefSeq, a predicted model, not a curated record